GAAGGAGAAUUUAGUAGAAAUUUGAUCUACGAUCUGUUCGUGUAUGACUUUACAUUUGCUUCUGAACACUAAGAGACACAAGUUUCUUCUUUUGUAUUAAAAAUAUAACACAAUGUUGGCAAAAAUAGUUUUGGCCUGUUUCCUAAUGACUGGUGUGUCAUUAGCUAAGGACGACCAUGAUGAACUUCUCAACACAGUCUUGGGAUCUGGAACAAAUGUGUUAAGAGAAUUUUCAAAACUAACCACAGAUGACGAUAGAUUCGCUUUGGACUUGAACGCUUUGUACAAAAAAUACGAAAUCGAAGCAAAGGCAGAUCAAGCUAGAAACCUUUUGCUAAAUACGUUCAAAAAAGGAGCUGAAUUCACUAAUGAAUACCUAAGGAAAACCAAUAUUGAAGGUGAAGAUCAGUUAAAGAAGACUGCUGAAAUAAUUAAAAAAGAAGACCCCGUGUUAGGAGAAAAAUUAAAUAAAUUUUACGAAAAAUCUUGUGACAUGGACAGAUUAUCUGAAGAAAUUGUCAAGUACAUAUUGAGCGCAGAUAAAGUUAAUGGUGCAAUCGAGAAGGCUAGGGGUGCACUCCGUCCAUUAGAACACAGAUUAGCUGAAUCUCUCAAAAAGUUCGAGACUAUCGUCCUUGAACAUUUGCCAAAGAAGGGAAAGAACUAAAAAUAUUUCAACCAAAACUUCAACUUUCAACAAUUUAACAGUAUAAUACCUAGUUAAUGUUUUCAAUACUAUAUAGGUACCGUUACAUUUCAGAAUAAGAUAUUUAUGUUUAUGCAUUAUAUUAUAUUAUAGCAUCUAAGUAAUAAAUUAAAUGACAUAUUAAAACUUUCUUAAUUGAUUAUCUAAUAAAAUAAAUAAUUCACCAUCUAA
Molecule: messenger RNA, 877 nt
Organism: Aphis gossypii (cotton aphid)
Lineage: Eukaryota; Metazoa; Arthropoda; Insecta; Hemiptera; Aphididae
Exons: 4
Coding region: 113-667 (184 amino acids)
Source: RefSeq, a predicted model, not a curated record